CAAGCGUUUUCAUUGGUCCACAUCAUUUCCGGUGAAGAAGCCGCAUAGACAGAAAGAUGAAAAUAUUCUUGUUUGUGAUAUUUUGUCUCUUAUUUGCUUUGACAGUUGGUGAAAAUGUCAAAGGUACAGUGCAACUUAAUUCCGGAGUAUUUGACAAGAUUAUUUCCAAGCACAAGUUUGUUCUUGUGAAAUUUGAUGAGACAUAUCCAUAUGGUGAUAAACAAGAUACAUUUAAAUCAGUUGCAGAGGCCUGUAUAGCACAGAAAGAUUUAUUGAUUGCAGAAGUGCAAAUAGCAGAUUAUGGUGAUAAGGAUAAUGUGGACUUGGCUGAAAGAUACGGUGUGCCUACAAAUAAAGAUAAUCUCCCUGUGUACAUGUUAUUCCGGCUAGGAAGUGACCAGCCUGUUAAAUAUACUGGUGAUAAUCUGGAUGCGGAUGAUAUCAAGAAGUUUAUCAUGACAGAAUCAGGUCUUUGGCUAGGUUUACCAGCAUGUCUUGAACAGUUUGACAGACUAGUGAAACAAUUCUUCAAAGCUUCUGCUGACGGGAAGAGUAAAUUAAUUGCAGAGGCAGAGAAAGAGGCGGAGUCUUUGACAGCUGAAAAGGACAAGGCGUCUGCAAAUAUGUAUAUCAAAACAAUGCAGAAAGUUGUUGAAAAAGGUGCUGAUUUUGUGGGCACAGAAAUCGAACGAUUAGAAAAGUUGAAAUCUGGUAAAUUAAGUGAUAAAAAGAAGGAGCAGAUUGGCGAUCGUUUGAAUAUUUUAGCAACAUUUAGUGUUAGCAAAGAUAUUAAAGACGAGUUGUGAUGACCGGCAUUUCUUACAUUCUCAUUUCAUGCAUUUAUUAUUUUAUUUUUUAUUCAUCUCUCCAAUCCAUGUACAUGCUACUUAUUGUUUUAGGUUAUCUGAUACCGAAAUAAGCAAUUAAACAGUUGUAAUAAUUAUCAGUAAUAAGGUGACAGUAAUUGUUCUAUGAUUUUUAAUAUCAGAAGCUUUUAUAUUAUUAAAUUUAGAUAGGAUGUUAACAAGAUUGUGUAAUGUCUGAACAAGUGUUCAUUCUAUAAUAGUUUCUGCACAAUCAUGAUAUUGAUUAAUGGUGUAUUAAAUACAUUACGAUUAUUAAAAAAAUCAUUAAAAAAAUCGUAUAAUUUGGUUCAUCAAUUUUAUUUUUAAAUAACCUGCUUUGUUUGUCACAAAUCUUUAAAUAUUCUUUUGCAUAUAACUUCUUUACUUUUUUUCAUGUAAUACUAAGAUUUUGUAAGAAAGAAAUUGGAUGGUAGAGUUUUGAAAUAUCAUUUUUAACAUGUUGACAUGAUAUAGCAUUUUACAUGCAUUAAGAUUAAAUUUUGAAUUUACAUGUAUUUGACUUCUUUAAAUGACAGCUUUAAGCUAUUCAAGAAUUGGUUAAUGUAUGCAAGUGUGUAAUAUGGUCCUUUUUUUUAUGGAUAGAUUUUUGUAUGUAAAUAUAUAUUUUUUUCUUCCAUAACCUGAAGUGCAGGCUGUUUUUCUACUAUAAUACACGUUUUGGGAAAAAUUACUGCUUUGCCUAAAUUCAUCAAUGUUUUGAGAUUGAAUUUAAGACUGAAUUGAAGCAUUUAGAAUUCUAAUUAUAAAAGUUUUUUGUUCACAAAAAGGUCAUAUAGGCAGUAAAAGAUAAUUUCGGCAAAAUUUAAAAGCAUUCAUUUGCAGUCAAACACAAAAUGUGACUUAACAGGUUGUCAAACAUGACUGUUCAGUGUUUUUUUUCUUCUUUAUAUAACUACCCUAAAACGGUACUGUUCCCGAUAGAAAAUAGACAUUAAAAUUCCCAAUUUCCAAUGUUUAAAUUCCCAAAAUUGCUGUUCAAAAUUUCUACAAGGCAAAGUGAUUUCUCUGAAAUCAUUUAAAUCAAACAUGUUUAUAUAAAUCACCACUCAAUAGUUCUACCUGGACAGUGGAAGCUGUUAGCUAUCUUUAUUCAUGAUGACUAAUCUUAUUUUUAGCUGAAAAAAUGCAUUAAAAAAUUCCCAAUUUAAGUCAAAAUAACGCAUUUUUUCCCAAUCAGUCUGGUACCGGCACCAUUCCCAAAGUAGAGAAAAAAACACUGCUGUUGUAAUAACAGACUUAAAAUAUUGUUGUUAGGCAAAUUUAGAUCUAGAACACUUGAGUUUAAAUUACAGACUGUCUGAUAUAAAACAUUUGAUGAAUUUAGGCAUGGAAGACUUAAAUAUCUUUAUUUAUAUAAUAUAUUUGUUGUAUAAAAUGAAUGUUUUGAUGAUCUUUUACUUUAAGAAAGUAAUAUUUCAAACUAUAUGAUAGUUUAGAGAUAAAUCAAAAUUAGUUAUAUAUAAGAAUACUCAAGGGAAAAAUAGAAAACCCCCAAAAAAUUACUUUUACUUUACUUUCUAAAAAUUCUUGUUCUUUUGAUAUUGUUAAGGUUAUUAUUCUGUUUAUAGCUCAGACAAGAUGAAAAAAUCUGACAUGAGUUUUGGUUUUGUAAAACUUAAAAGUGUUGAAAAAGUUGUUUAAUGAAAAUGUUGAUAUGUGACAUAGGCAAAACUUUUUUCUAUGAGUUUUAUAUUUUUUACGGUGGUAUCAACUCUAUGAAACAAGUUCAGUAAAAUUGGUGCUAUAAAGCAUUGUUCAGGUCAGCCUAAUAAGAUUUUUUUUCUGUAAAAGGUCUGUAUUGUAUUGAACUCCUGACCUGCUGGAACCAAAAGUGGUCAGUCUUUGCGAUCUUUAUUGCUCCAGACCAAGCCUGCGCAUCCAUAUUGUCUGACCAGACUCUUUAUAAUUGGUAGCUAAAUCUUUGUAUUUUACUUUGAUAUUGAAAUUCCAUAAAUAUUUAAUUAGUUUGUUCCAAAUUCAAAGCUUGCAGAGAAUCAUUAUUUUAUAUUGUCAUAUGACUAACUGUGCUAGUGUGAUGUUUAACCCAAUAAAAUUGUUUUAAACAGAGGCCAAUGGGGAAAAAAGGUUUUAAAAAAAUGAUUUGCUACAUAAUUUUUUACGUACAUAGACAUACAUAUAUGCAUAAGCAGGUACUAAACUUUUGUUUACUUUUAUUUUUCAACUAUCAUAUUAUUAUAGACUGUAUCUAAAGAAUAUAAGCAGUUAGCUUGCUUUUUACACAUGCUUUUAUGCUUUUUGUCAGCACUUACAUAAAGUGGGUUAUUUUUCUUUGCUUUUGUUAUCUUUGUUAAUUAAUUAAUUCUUAUCCCUUUCGUUGCCUUAAAGAUGGCUACACUUAUCCCUGUCACAGUACCAUCCAUUUUCCUAAAGGAACAGUAUACUGUUUUUGGGAAAGUAAAUAUUAUUUAUUUGAUUAAUUGAUUUUUGUAUGUUGUUUUAAUUAUAUUUUUAGUUUGUGGAUGACAUAAAAAUCAUAUUCUUCCAUGAACAUAUAGGUUUUUUUAAAGUGUAUAUAUCUUUUUUAUGCAUAAAAGAAAAAAAAUAAGAAUUCAUCUGUUAAAUAUAAUUUCUGAAAUUCAUUGAAAGUUCAGACCAAAUGCACCUAAAUUAUACAAGGAAAGUUCGGGCAGUGAAAGGGUUUUUUGUUGGGCAUAAUUGAUUAUGUAGAAUUUCAAUCAAUGUUUUAAUGAAUGUUUGAGAAUUUCGGUAAUGAUCUUUGUUGUGAUCUUUAUUCAGAUUUUCUUUAAUUAAGAGGUGUAGGGUUGGAUACUGACAUAAAGAAAAUAAUACAAAAAACUUUUCCAUUUAAAGCUGCAUGCAUGCAGAUGAGCUAAAAUAUUUCAAGGAAAUCAGAUUUGAGAAAAUGUACUAAGUUUUAAGAAGUGUAUAAAGAUUCACAGUUCAAGAAAUAUUAAUUUACAUGUCAUGUGAGAUUCAUGACUGUUUUUGUAACAUUUAUCAACAUAUUUCUACUUUGUGACUUACACAAUAAUGGCUUUUUUUUGUCACACUAUAGUUUUAAAACUUAUAAUAAUGUGCACAUUUUCUUCUAUAUACAUUUAUUUCUUUAACUAAUUUACAUGUGUCUUUGUCACAGUAAAAUUUGUUUAAACGCUAUCUGUAAAAAUUUGUACCUAAAACAGCAGAUUAUUUCACAAGAAUAAGUCUUGUUAAUACAUAAAAUGGUCGAUGGAUCUACCAAAAAUAAUUUACCAUUCUGCCGUGUGCCAUAGUGCCAGUGACACAGAAAGUAGUUCCCUAUUCAGACGUCUUCCUACACCAGUAGUAUCAGAUAGCAACAUUUAAAUGCAGUUUGCAUCUACUAAUGUUAUGAAUUUUGAAUGUGUAAUUGUUAUGAAAUUUUAUGUUUUGUUUGAUUAUUAUGCCAAUUAGAAGUUUUAAUUAUACCUGGAUGGUCAGUCCACCUGACUUGUGUCACGUGAUCAGCAGUGAGAGAAAUGACCAUUAAACGAAAUGUCCGAAGAGUAAUUCAGAGAAAUUUCUUCUCAUAGCCACCCCCCUACCCCCACCCUCUCGGAUCAAACCAAUGGUUCUUUAAAUUAUGCAUACCAAAUAAUGUUGAUUUUUGUACUCUAACUUUUAAGUAAAAAUGUAGAUAAAUUAUGGUGUAAAUGGGAAAUUAUGGCAAAUAUGGGAUUAUUAUUGAGAAAAUUGUAAUUUUUAUGUUGUGAUGUUUUGUUACUUUACUUAGAUAUAAUUUUUUUAUUUAGUGGACCAGUUAUUGAUAGAUACUGAGCACUUUUUUAAUCGGGGAAUAAAAAUAAUGUGGUA
Messenger RNA from Ruditapes philippinarum (Manila clam), 4679 nucleotides. Its product is annotated as endoplasmic reticulum resident protein 29-like. Gene Ontology annotation, cellular component: endoplasmic reticulum; endoplasmic reticulum lumen. Gene Ontology annotation, biological process: protein secretion. The record is from RefSeq and is a predicted model, not a curated record. Bases 57 to 806 code for a protein of 249 amino acids. NCBI's taxonomy places the organism in Eukaryota, Metazoa, Mollusca, Bivalvia, Venerida, Veneridae. The transcript is spliced from 4 exons.